Molecule: messenger RNA, 5181 nt
Organism: Scatophagus argus
Lineage: Eukaryota; Metazoa; Chordata; Actinopteri; Scatophagidae
Gene: phf8
Product: PHD finger protein 8
Exons: 22
Coding region: 523-3594 (1023 amino acids)
Biological process (GO): regulation of transcription by RNA polymerase II; protein demethylation
Molecular function (GO): transcription coregulator activity; histone demethylase activity
Source: RefSeq, a predicted model, not a curated record
CAACUUUAUUGUUCUGUCAAUAGCAGAUAGCGACGAACAACGGGCUGACGCUACUGCCUUUGAAAUGGCGUUGAUGUAGUUCAGUACGUUGUUAUUUAUAGUUAUUAUGCACGUUUUGGUUGUUUGAGUUAGUGGUUUUGUGUUCCAAUUAAUUUCUGGACUUGACUUUUAUACUUUGGGCAUAACGGAGUUGAUAAACAAAAAUGUGGUAAACCAAACUGCUAAUAAUUUACGUUGUAUAAUAAGGCCGCAGCUACCCCCGGGCUUGCUUAGGGAUUACAACUGCUUUUCAAUGCGUGGCCUGUCGCAGCUCAUGUCGGCUUUAAAUGAUUCCUGGUGGACGUGUGUAUCAGUAACAGGAAUCUCGAAGUGAAGGGACAGACUUAACAGUUCUGUUGAAAAGCAACUUUACCUGGACUACAUUGUUGAUAUAGCCUUGUUUGUUUGUUAUGACCAUCUGAAUUAGAUUUUAACAUCUUAAAAUCACUAACUGUUGAAAGCUAGUUCACACAUGCACACAACAUGGCAUCAGUGCCAGUGUACUGCUUGUGUCGCCUACCAUAUGAUGUCACGCGCUUCAUGAUUGAGUGUGACAUUUGUCAAGACUGGUUCCAUGGAAGCUGUGUUGGAGUGGAGGAGGACAAAGCAGCUGAGAUUGACCUGUAUCACUGCCCCAACUGUCAGGUCACCCAUGGGCCCUCUGUCAUGCGCAAACGCCGUGGAGGCAAUAAGCAGACAGAUUAUGGUGCUGCUGGAGCAAGAGAUCCAAGUCGGCCUGUUAAGACAGGCAGUCCACAGUUUGUUAGGGAGCUACGGAGCCGCACCUUCCCAAAUGCUGAUGAAGUCUUGCUAAAGCCGUCUGGGGCUCAGCUGACAGUUGAGUUCCUGGAAGAGCAUUCAUUCAGUGUUCCUGUCAUGGUGCUAAGGCGGGAUGGCCUUGGUAUGACCCUUCCUCCAUCAUCAUUCAGCGUCAGUGAUGUCGAGCACCACAUCGGCGCAGACAAAGAGAUUGAUGUAAUUGAUGUGUCUCGUCAGUGUGACCUGAAGAUGCGGUUGGGAGAUUUUGUUGAAUACUACAACAGUCCCAACAGAGAGAGAGUGCUUAAUGUCAUCAGCCUGGAGUUCUCUGAGACGAGACUAUCAAACUUGGUGGAGACUCCAAAGAUUGUGAGGAAACUGUCAUGGGUGGAAAACCUCUGGCCUGAAGAGUCUGUGUUUGAACGCCCUAAUGUGCAGAAGUACUGCUUAAUGGGAGUGAAGGAUAGCUACACAGACUUCCACAUUGACUUUGGAGGCACUUCAGUAUGGUACCAUGUCCUGAAGGGCGAGAAAAUCUUCUAUCUGAUUUCCCCCACCCCAGCCAACUUGGCACUUUUUGAGCGGUGGAGUUCCUCAUCUAACCAGAAUGAGAUGUUCUUUGGAGACCAAGUUGAUAUGUGUUACAAGUGCUCUGUCAAACAAGGAAACACCUUGUUCAUUCCGACAGGCUGGAUUCAUGCUGUACUGACUCCAGUCGACUGCCUCGCCUUUGGAGGAAACUUCUUGCAUAGUCUCAACAUCGAUAUGCAGCUGCGGGCAUAUGAAAUAGAGAAGAGAUUAAGCACAGCAGACCUAUUCAGAUUUCCCAACUUUGAGACUGUGUGCUGGUAUGUUGGAAAGCAUCUUCUUGAUACUUUCAGAGGUUUGAGAGAAAACCGCAGACACCCUGCCACUUACCUGGUUCAUGGAGCUAAGGCCCUUAACAAUGCUUUCCGCAGCUGGACCCGUAAAGAGGCUUUAGCAGAGCAUGAAGUAGAAAUUCCGGAAACCAUUAACACUCAGACACUAGUGAAGGACUUGGCCAAGGAGAUUCGUCUGGUUGAGGACAUCUUCCAGCAAAACAUUGGCCGCACCGGACCUCAGUUUCCUGGCUCACCACUCUCUAAAGCUCCCCUGACCACCUCUCAGAAUUCAGGACGCCCCCCUGGAAAAAAGAAAGGACCCAAGCCCAAGGAAGUGUUAGGGGGUCUUGGGCUCCCAGGAACCAAGAAGAAGAGCCAGAAAGGGCUACUUAAGGCAGAAGCAGGAGAACUUGACCUCAUUGAGAUUCACACCAAACAUACGCUCAAAAAAUUUCAACCUGGGAAAUCCAAAAACAAGAACAAGUUGGAUAUGCCUUUAGAGGAGUUUGAAGGAAAGUUAAAUAAAAGCAAACUGAAACUUGUGUUGACAAAUGGGAAAAUUCAAGGUAAGAAGGACGGCAGCAGCAAUGGUGCAGGAAGUGCAGGAAAGUACAAACAUCUUGCCAUGGAGGGAUCAAGUUUGUCUGACUUGGAGUCCGAGGACGAGCUUCAGAUUGAUGAGACCCCUCCUCCACGACGUAAGCCUGCAGGACCUAGCAAGAAAAAGAAAUUAAGUGGUCUUCCCAGGAAGCUGCCGAGAGCCAAACCCUGCUCUGACCCCAAUCGCGUCAGGGAGCCUGGAGAGGUAGACUUUGACAUUGAGGAGGAUUACACCACAGAUGAAGAAGCACUAGCUGCUCAUGGGGUGAAGGGUGGUGCAGGAGGCAUUCUGGACUUAUUGAAAGCCAGCAAGCAAGUGGCGGGCUUGGACUCUGCAGCACUCAGUGAGGAAGCCCCCGCCUCUCCAAGUACCCGUGAUGCCAUUCAGGGUAUGCUGUCCAUGGCCAACCCCCCUUCCUCGUCCUCGUCUUCUUCCUCUUCGUCUCCCUUAUCUAUUUCUGGAGGCCUUACCGAGGGAUUGGGGAAGGUCAAGGAAAAAGGUGGCAGGGCUGUAUGGGUGACGGGAGGGGUCAAAAAGACAGGAAGUCCCGAAAAGAAACCCGUCAUCGAGCGGCCUGGUAAACGGCCAAUUAAACGACCAGCCCGUCACCUCAGUGAUGAGGAGAGUCCAGAUGAGCAAGAGACUCUGGGAACCUGUUUUAAAGACUCAGACUAUGUUUACCCAUCCUUGGAGUCUGAUGAGGAGGACCAUGCCAACAAGGCUAAGAUGAAGCGAAAGAAAAACUGGGAUGACACACCUUGGAGUCCAAAAGCCAGGGUGAUGCCUACCCUUCCCAAACAGGAUCGACCAGCCAGGGAAGGGGCCAGAGUCGCAUCUGUGGAAACUGGACUAGCAGCAGCUGCUGCCAAGCUGGCACAACAAGAACAGCAAAAGCCUGCUAAAAGGAAGUACACCAAAAAGCAGCGUCCUCCUGCUCCUGUAGUCACUCCUCUCCCUGUUCAGACUGAGCCAGCCCCACCUUCACCACCACCUGCUCCAGAGUCUGCAGCAGACUUCAGCCCAGAGAGGAGGAUGGAUUACUUCUCUGCUAGUCUGCUGGAUCAUGAAUACACAGCAGGACCAGGGCCUUUUGGCCCUGGAGGCCCUAGAGGCAGUGGAGCCAUGGCCCCUGGUGUAUUUCUCACUUCACGCCGACCUUCACUGUCUCCGCAGAACAGCAGCUCUCACUCUGGUGCAUCCCCUGCAGGUUUAGCUAGCCAAGGCACAACAGGGGUUGGCCAAGGGAGACGUCCAAAGAAAGGACUUGCAACUGCGAAACAAAGACUUGGAAAAAUUCUGAAAAUCCACCGCAAUGGCAAACUUCUUUUGUGAGAAAUAUUGGAAAUGUGGCAGAAGAUUUUUAAGUGGGAAUGAAGAAAAUUGCUUUUGUGGAAAUAGGUCUGAAGGAAAUAGAGAUAGUGAUCUAUAUUUUAUACUCUAGUUCAAUUUGUUUAUUGUUUUCACUUGUUAUUGAAUAUCAUUGUAUUCUGUCCUACACCAUUCACUCUAGCCAGCUGUUUGGCAUUCACUCAUCCAUAGUUCCAUAAAGGUAUUUUUAAAGACACAUCUGUUACUUUAAACAAUAAUAAUGUGUUAGAAACCUCGUAAUGAUCACACACCAUUUGACAUUGGCAAGGGGAAAUUGUGACAGGCAUUUCGAAAUGCCUGUCACACAAUGGACAUUGAUUUAACUAGCUAGACAAACAACCAUAAGAAAUUGAUUAAAUUUAUUUUUUUAGGCUAUUUUUAGUGACUCUGUUUAUGCAAAGACAGUCUACUGUCCAUCAUAAAUUUUUAAAAGGGAAAGACAACACGUUUUAUAGUCAGUCAAAAUAUAAUGUCUGUAGCCCUCUUGCAAUCCUAAAUACAUACAGUCAUCUACCUAUAGUAUUGUAUUUAGUUGUCUUUUACCUCAUUUUACCUCAUAAAACACAUCCUUGUGUGGGAUAAUGAUAACCGUAGAUCAGUCCUUACACAACUCUUUUGACAAAAUCCAGUGUGUGCACAUGGUUAGUGCCCAGUAUACCAUAUGUAUGUGGUUCUUUUUGGGGAAUUUGUCACUGAUGUUUGUACAACUAAUUUUCCUUCAUAUACUGUAGCUCUACAUAUGGAAUAGAAAGCACUUAACUGGUGCUAAGAGUAACACCAUACAGUUCUAUUUAUUCUGAUCAUAUUUAUUAACAGCAUUUUGCCAUCAUUUAACCUCUUUUAAAAUAUAAUGGUUUUGCCACUUCAUCUUCUUGGUCCCCACUUUAAUUAUAUUCAACCACUUAAUACCUGUAUAAAAUAAUGAUCCAUUGCUAUGUCAGAUUUUUUUACAGUUUAAGUUGCCAUUGUAAAUAUUUGUAAUAUUUGUAAUUUAUAUAGCUACAUUGGAAGAGCAGAAAAAAAUGUUAUGAAAAAGGUUCUAAGAGACUAGUUUCCUGCAAAUUGUUGUAAUUUGUUCCCCAAGUGUUGGCAGAAUUCUUGGGCCAGAUCUAGACAUGUGCUUUCUCUUCACAGAAUGUACUAGUGAUUAAAUGGGUAAUUUAGAUUUAACUGUGUGAACACAUUGUGAAGGUGCAGGAUAUUAAUUCAUAUGUAAAUACUUGUUGUAAUUUAAGUUCUUUUAUAGUUCAAAAACUUUGAAAUCUUUCUUAACAUAACUUGUACAUGACACAUUGCUGUAUUUGGUAAAUAUCUAAAAUAGUUCAUUUUUUAUAUUUGUACGCAGUAAUCGUCAUGCUUAGUUUGUCAUGUUGAUGUCUCAGUGUAAUAGUGGAAGUGUUCUGGAAAAGAAAAUGCCCUGGUUUUAUUUCAUCCAUUUAAUUUUAUAUUAAUUAUUGUUGAUAUUCACUCUUGUGUUGGUGUGUACUAUGUGUUUUAAACAUGACAUGUUUAAAUAUGACCUGGAACAGAUAAAAUACACCUUGGGCAAAA